UUUAUUUUUGUGCUAACGAUAGCGUCCCUCAAGUCGAGAAAUAAGUUCAUAAGAAAUACGUUUGGCAAUUUUUUGCAAUAAUUCGCUACUUUUACUGUAAGUGGGUCAGUGUUAUCCCGUGCAAAUUGUUUUGUUCACUCAUAGACUCGCACACGUACAAUGUAAGAGCCUUCAUGUCUGUUCCAUUCAUUGAAUAAUCGAAGCCUCUAUUUAGAGUGACACUACUCAGUGCUAUCACCCCUCAGUGCUAUCACCACUCAGUGCUAUCGCCACUCAGUGCUAUCACCACUCAGUGCUAUCGCGCCUCAGUGCUAUCACCACUCAGUGUUAUUACCACUCAGUGCUAUCACCACUCAGUGUUAUCACCACUCAGAGCCAACAAUCACCUUCAUCGCCACCCUCUCACCGUCUCCUCAGCUAAGAGAACACAAGAUGGCCGAAAUAAAGAUGGCGGCCACGAUGACCGCCGUGCUGUUAUGGUACACAGUCUCACUUACUCACAUUCGUGCAUCAGCGGUGAGUGCAUGCGGCAAUUCGUCAUCUCUAAAUACACCGCACACGAAUGCUGCGAAUCUUGCCACGAGUCUAACUCUGACGACUCACGACCUCAACGUUUCAGAGUCUAGUUUCCACAAGAAUCUGAAUGAUGAAAAGUUUGAUGAGAGAAUCCAGUCGCAUGAGCGACAUGAAAGAGAUGCUGGCAAGUUACGAGGACUGAUAGGUCCGGUAACAGAAGUCCGGGAUCUUGCAACGGACUCGUUGGUUCUAGUAACAGGAGGUCGGGAACUUCUAACGGAUUCGUUGGUUCCGGUAACAGAAAUUCGGGAUCUUGCAACGGACUCGUUGGUUCCGGUAACAGGAGGACGGGAACUUCUAACGGAUUCGUUGGUUCCGGCAACUGGAGUCCGGGAUCUUGCAACGGACUAUUUGGUUCCGGAAACAGGAGGGCGGGAACUUCUAACGGAUUCAUUGGUUCUGGAAACAGGAGUCCGGAAUCUUCUAACGGUUUCGUUGGUUCCGGAAACAGGAGGUCGGGAACUACUAACAGAAAUGCUGGUUCCGGCAACAGAAGUCCUGGAUCUUCCAAAAGACACGUCGGAUCCUUUGGUAUCCAAAAUACCUGGCGUUCGUUUUGGACCUGAUGAUCUCUCGAGCCCUCGAUUGAUGUCGAAGAUACGCGCAUUGCCUACGCGACGUGCUGCGGCACAAGACGUUCCAUACUCUCGUCGACGUCGCCGGCGUCGGGACGUGGACGAGUUGGACAAGGCGUCGCCGCACGUAGACGAGCUGGAUGAGGCGUCACCACCUGCGGACGAGAUGGAUGAGGCGUCACCACCUGCGGAUGAGCUGGACGAGGCGUCGCCGCACUUGCACGAACUGGGCGAUUCGUCGCCGCAUGUGCGCAAUCUGGGCGAGGUGUCAGCGACGGCGCCUUACAUCGACCGCGCAACACCGACGAACGUGACGGCCUACAGCGGCGUCACGGCCAUCCUCCCAUGCCUCGUCAACAACUUGGGACAGCGAUCGGUGUCUUGGGUGCGCGUGCGCGACCUGCACGUGCUCACCGUCGGCCUCUUCACCUUCGCCAACGACGCGCGCUUUGAGAGCCGCCACGAGGACGGCACCAACGAGUGGGUCCUGCGUCUGAGGUACCCGCGCGCCUCAGACUCCGGCCUGUACGAGUGCCAGGUGAACACCAAGCCAAUCAUCAGCACGGCGGUGAUGCUCACCGUGCUGGAGCCGCGGGCCGUGAUUGCCGGCGGCGCGGAGGUGUUCAUCAACCGCGGGUCUUCCCUGCAGCUCUCCUGUAGCGUGGCCCCCCCGCCCCGCGCCCCCCUCACCUUCACUUGGUACCGCAACUACAAGACCCGCACCUGA
Molecule: messenger RNA, 1878 nt
Organism: Hyalella azteca
Lineage: Eukaryota; Metazoa; Arthropoda; Malacostraca; Amphipoda; Hyalellidae
Exons: 7
Coding region: 433-1878 (481 amino acids)
Biological process (GO): synapse organization
Cellular component (GO): neuron projection membrane
Source: RefSeq, a predicted model, not a curated record